Messenger RNA from Neohortaea acidophila, 1794 nucleotides. RefSeq names its product putative 1,2-alpha-mannosidase. NCBI's taxonomy places the organism in Eukaryota, Fungi, Ascomycota, Dothideomycetes, Mycosphaerellales, Teratosphaeriaceae. Gene Ontology annotation, molecular function: mannosyl-oligosaccharide 1,2-alpha-mannosidase activity; calcium ion binding. The transcript is spliced from 2 exons. Bases 1 to 1794 code for a protein of 597 amino acids. Gene Ontology annotation, biological process: N-glycan processing; carbohydrate metabolic process. The record is from RefSeq and is a predicted model, not a curated record. Gene Ontology annotation, cellular component: endoplasmic reticulum; Golgi membrane.
AUGAUAUUCUACCGUCGAUACGCCAUAUAUCUGGGCGUUGGCAUCUGCUUGCUCGUGUUGCUCCGACACUUCCGACAUUCCCAAGCGCGAAAUGGUCCGCUCACGAAAAGUGCCUCCGGAGAACCGCUCAUCGAUCCCGUCACUGGCCGUCUACGAUGGGAGCUGGUGCCCGUCCGCUUUCCUGUCGGCUCCAUCAAACCGUUGUCAACCGUCAAGCCACGCGCGCUGCCAAGUGUCCAGUAUCGCUUCCCGCCCGAGACCGGCGAACACGCGGCAAAGCAGAAGGUGCGGCAGCUGGCGGUGCGGCAAACGUUUGAACGCUGCUGGACCGCGUAUCGAGAGCAUGCCUGGAUGGCCGACGAAGUGGCACCGCUGUCCGGAUCUUCGUACAACACCUUUGGCGGGUGGGCGGCAACACUGGUGGACAGCCUCGACACCCUAUGGAUCAUGGGGCUGAAGACCGAGUUUUGGGAAGCGGUGACGGCGACUCUGAAAAUCGAUCUGACUUACAGCACCGACGACACAAUCAACGUCUUUGAGACCACCAUCCGCCAUCUUGGAGGGCUUCUCGCCGCCUAUGACUUGAGUGGGGACCGCAGGCUGCUGUCCAAGGCGAAGCAGUUUGGCGAUAUGCUCAUCGUGGCCUUUGACACGCCAAAUCGAAUGCCAAUUACCCGAUGGCAGCCGUAUGCUGCGCUACUCGCUUCCCAAGAAGCCAACGAAAGGGUGCUCGUUGCAGAGAUUGGAUCUCUGAGCAUGGAAUUCACUCGCCUUUCCCAGCUUACCGGGGACCCCAAAUGGUAUGAUGCCACGGAUCGUAUCACGCGGAAGUUUGCGGAACAGCAGCACAAAACCAACCAACCAGGCAUGUGGCCGGUCACCAUUAAUGCCAAGGACGCCGACUUUACACAAGAUUCUUUCUUCACCCUCUCGGCAAUGUCGGACUCUCUGUACGAGUACUUUCCCAAGAUGCAUGCGCUGCUGGGCGGAGAUGAUCCUAUCUACAGAAAACUCUACGAGGACAGUAUGAAGACUGCGACGGAGUACAACUUGUUCCGCCCCAUGACACCAGACAAUGCAGACAUUUUAAUAUCCGGUCAAGUCCAGCGGCAUUCCCAAGAUUCCGUCGCGGGACUUGAUCCGCAAGGCCAGCAUCUCGUAUGCUUCGCCGGUGGAAUGUUUGCACUCGGAAGCAAGCUGUUCGAAAUCCCGGCCCACAUGAGCAUAGCGAGGAAGCUCGUCGAUGGAUGCAUCUGGACCUACAAGGCGCUUCCCCUUGGCAUCAUGCCCGAAGUCUUCCGCAUGACCAUGUGUGAGUCAAUGGUGAGUUGCGAGUGGAACAAGACAACGUGGCUAGAGGAUGUGCAGGAGCGCAAUGCCCGUUCUAGUCAUUCAUCCAUCGAGGACAUUGUGCGCCAAAACCGUUUACCGCCAGGCUUCUCCCAGAUUUCGGACCGUCGAUACAUCCUUCGACCAGAGGCCAUCGAGAGCGUUUUCCUCCUAUACCGGAUGACGGGCGAGGAGUAUCUUUUAGACGCGGCGUGGGAUAUGUUCACGGCCAUCUCCAACUAUACACAGACAAUCUUGGCGAAUGCGGCCUUGAAAGACAUCACUCUUGCCAACGAUGAUGCGGGGCUGCAGAAGAAUAAAGAGGACAGUAUGGAGAGCUUCUGGCUGGCCGAGACGCUGAAGUACUUCUAUCUAAUCUUCAGCGAGCCGAGCCUGAUCAGCCUUGACGAUUAUGUGUUCAACACAGAGGCACACCCUUUGAAGCGGAGAUUGCCAAGCGAGUGA